AUGAGUCGUAAUUGUGCUGAUGAUAUAAAGAAGAUUUCCCAGGCUAUGGAUGUAUUGGCCAAACUUGUUCUUGAGAAACGACAGGAAGAUGGUUCUUUACAACUGGAGUAUAAGAAGAAGCUCGAUGAGCUAGAUAAAUGUAUUCGAAUGAUAGUGGGUAUAACGGGCAAUGAAUAUUCUAUCGAUAGGAAUCAUAUCGAUCGCAUGCUUGGAAAUGGUGUGGAAAUACUAGAGAGACAAGAUUCACGAACACAGGAACUUCGGAAAUUCGCACUGAUACCUAUUGUAGAGAGUUCAACUAAACCUAAAAAGAAGAAGAAAAAUAGGAUACCUUGUUCAUUUUGUCAUGAGGUAGGUCACACUAGAGCAAAGUGUGAAGCAAAAUUGAUGUAUACGCCUAAGGAUUCUUAA
Torulaspora delbrueckii is the source of this 411-nucleotide messenger RNA. RefSeq lists its product as uncharacterized. Bases 1 to 411 code for a protein of 136 amino acids. The transcript has a single exon. The record is from RefSeq and is a predicted model, not a curated record. Lineage: Eukaryota; Fungi; Ascomycota; Saccharomycetes; Saccharomycetales; Saccharomycetaceae.